This is a messenger RNA of Miscanthus lutarioriparius, 252 nucleotides long. The record is from the annotation of a GenBank genome assembly. Lineage: Eukaryota; Viridiplantae; Streptophyta; Magnoliopsida; Poales; Poaceae.
AUGGCCCAAGACGUGACAAACAAGAUCGCAGACGCCGUGGAGCAGCUGAUGGACUUGGAUGUGGAGAAGGUGAUGUUGAGCACGCUGCCCCCUAUCGGCUGCACGCCGUGGCUGUCGAGGUCCAGCGACUACAGCACUUGCGGCAGCCAGACGGUGUUUAAAGAUGAAAUUCAACCUCGACUGGCAACCAUGUUCAAGCGCCUCACCUCCGGUUCCGGUUCUUUCCAAUCGAAGAAGUUCAAGCAUAAUUAA